AUGAAAGUAUCAGUAACCUAUAGCAAGAGACUUUGUGAAGUCGCCGAAGAUGACAUCACUUUUACGGAAGUGGACGCAGAUGGAUUGCUGCUACCGCACAGCGAUGCACUGGUAAUUUCUUUAAAUGUGCUAUACUUUAAAAUCAAACGUGUUCUAGUGGAUCCAGGGAGUUCGACCAAUAUCAUACAAUGGAAAGUAUUGGAGCAAGCUAAACUCACCGGAAGCAUCAUUCUGGCCAUAAAACUCCUCGCCGGGUUCAACCUCGCGAGCGUGACAACCCGAGAAGAGAUUUUGUUGCCCACGAACGCCGAAGGAGUGAUGAUAAUGACUUUUUUUGAAGUGGUAGAUGGUGAUAUGGGAUAUAAUAUUAUUCUGGGAAGACCAUGGUUGCACGAGAUGAGAGUUGUACUAUCAACGUAG
Messenger RNA from Nicotiana attenuata, 420 nucleotides. RefSeq lists its product as uncharacterized. The transcript has a single exon. The record is from RefSeq and is a predicted model, not a curated record. The coding region runs from base 1 to 420 and encodes 139 amino acids. Lineage: Eukaryota; Viridiplantae; Streptophyta; Magnoliopsida; Solanales; Solanaceae.